Molecule: messenger RNA, 1325 nt
Organism: Pezoporus occidentalis (night parrot)
Lineage: Eukaryota; Metazoa; Chordata; Aves; Psittaciformes; Psittacidae
Gene: MCFD2
Product: multiple coagulation factor deficiency 2, ER cargo receptor complex subunit
Exons: 3
Coding region: 40-474 (144 amino acids)
Molecular function (GO): calcium ion binding
Source: RefSeq, a predicted model, not a curated record
CUUUGGGGGGGGGUAAUGUUUUCCUAUUUAUAGGAGAUCAUGAUGGCCCAAAGGACUUUUAGAAUACCUUUGCUGUUCUCCAUUCUGGCUGCAUUCGUCAUCUCUGCCCUAGCUGAGCAACACGUAGCAGAGAGUCAACAUGGAAAUAUUCGCCUGGAUAAGAACUUGGUACAAGAUAAAGACCACAUCAUGGAACAUUUGGAAGGUGUUAUUGAGAAACCAGAAUCUGAGAUGUCUCCACAGGAACUGCAGCUUCAUUACUUCAAAAUGCAUGAUUAUGAUGGCAAUAAUUUGUUAGAUGGGUUAGAACUUGCUACUGCUAUAUCACACGUCCACAAAGAGGAAGGUGGUGAGCAUACCCAGGCAAUGAAAGAAGAGGAGCUGAUUAGUCUAAUAGAUGAUGUCUUAAGAGACGAUGACAAGAACAACGAUGGAUACAUUGACUAUGCAGAAUUUGCAAAAUCACUGGAGUAGGGUUUUGCAGGUGGCUUGUUUCCCCUUCUGACUACAUAGAAAUGUGAACCAGUCUAAUGUGAUUCAUACUGUCUCAUACCAACCUCUGUGCUGUGAGAAGGAGAGGUGGACCAGUUCCAGAUGAAUUUAUUUGAAAGUUGUGUGUGUUAAGAGACUGGCUAACUCAGAGCAAGAGCCAUGUUUGACUUUGAAUCUUCAUCUCUGAUGUUUUGAAUUGAAGCAUCAACAGUACUCACAUAGGGUGCCACUGGCAAACUCUUAAGUAGCUGUGUAUGAAUACUGAGGAGAUCACAUACAAUCUUAAGUUUAUAUUUUUGUGUCAUUGGGUUAUAUAGUACUUUCUUGCUUACAUCUUCCAUUUAAACUUACUAAAUGCCCAGUAAGCAAAAGAAGAUUAUUGCAUAUAGUUGUAUUUCAAGGGCAAAUGUUUUUACGUUCCCGCUUGUUUCAAAGGAAGUUUGCCCAUAAGUACAGGUGCUUGAAACAGCAAUUUUGGAGGAAAAGUGAAUGUCAUUUCUAUUUGAGGUCCACAUGAUACCUAUGGACUUCUAACACAGUCUUUGAAGAAAUCCAGUAUUUCGAGAUAUCCGUACUUCCUAGCAUACCCUUGUAUUUCACAUAUAAAUAUAUAUACACGUGUGUCAAUUUUUUCUCAUCCUUCACAGAUUUACUUUUUAUGUCUUAAUUUACUGAUUUUUUUUUUUUUUUCCCUCUACCUUCCCUGGUAUUUGCUUAAGAAAAUGAAAGUAUUUUUAUUACGUUUAUAUGUUGUAUUAAUGCUGCAUAGCAUUUACUAGAGUAGCUUCUGCUGUCUCAUUUUGAAGGUCACAGUAACAGUAAAUCAGUUUAAU